UCCAUAUCCAAAUCCGAUCUCUCCCCAGUCUGACGUCUUGCAGCCUUGUGAGAAGCCACAUUGGAUGCCCCGUCUGAGAACAACUCCCCAGCACACGAGCCUCACAAAACUCUAUACGCGUACCCGCCUCCGCAUCAUGGGUUCCAUACCCCCUCCUCCCUCGAAACCCGUAAAGGUGCUCAUGCUCCAUGGAUACACGCAAUCAGGUCCGCUCUUCCGUGCAAAGACCCGGGCGCUGGAGAAGAACCUGCAGAAGGCAUUUCCGGCGGGGAUCACAUUACACUAUCCGACCGCUCCCAUACGGUUAGCGCCUGCAGAUGUGCCCUUCGCUGUAUCCAACAACACAGAGGGCGGCGACAAGGAGGAAACAGAGGCUUGGGCAUGGUGGAGGAGAAAAGGCGACGGCACACCUUAUGUAUACGAAGGACUAGAAAAGGGACUGGCACAUAUCGCGGAGGUGCUCAAGACCGAAGGGCCAUUCGACGGUGUAAUCGGCUUUUCGCAAGGCGGAUGUGCCGCAGGCAUGCUUGCCUCAUUGCUGGAUCCAGGGCGACGCGAAGCCUUUCAAGCGGCGCAGCAGAACGGCGGGAUCCCCUAUCCGGAGGCUUUUGAGAAGGAUACAGAGGAGGGAAAGGCGCAGAUACACCCGCCUCUCAAGUUCGCCGUCAGUUAUUCGGGAUUCGCACCUGUGGACACGCCGUUUUACCAGGCCUUUUACGAACCCAAGAUCAAGACGCCCGUGCUACAUUUCUUGGGCACGCUAGACACUGUAGUCGAAGAGGCCAGGAGUCUGGCACUCGUAAAAGCUUGCGAAAACUCUGAGGGAAGGGUUGUGUAUCAUCCCGGAGGACACUUUCUCCCCAGUAGCCAAAAGGCGCCUGUGAGCGCGUUGAUAGCGUUCAUGAAGGAGGUGCUACAUAAUGUCGAACCCCGCAAUGAAAAAGAGGAUAGCGUUGAAGGCAUGGAUGUCCCUUUUUGAAUACCCUUGUAGACGCUGCAUUCGUUGGUUAGACGGCAUUGCAUAUGAGCCAGAUAGACAUAGACAAGCACAUGCUCAUAUCUAUAUUACAUAC
Messenger RNA from Westerdykella ornata, 1073 nucleotides. Its product is annotated as FSH1-domain-containing protein. The transcript has a single exon. NCBI's taxonomy places the organism in Eukaryota, Fungi, Ascomycota, Dothideomycetes, Pleosporales, Sporormiaceae. The record is from RefSeq and is a predicted model, not a curated record. Bases 65 to 979 code for a protein of 304 amino acids. Gene Ontology annotation, cellular component: nucleus; cytoplasm.